UUGAAUGAAUUUCCAGAGAAAUUCUCUCAAAUCAUCCUCCCAGAUUUGCUUUAAAUACAGCCAACCUGUCUCACGUGCAUUUAUUUAAAGGCAAGAGGAAGCAAAGAUCUUUAGCGGUCAAUCUCACUGCUUAAAAUGAGGGCUAUUGGACUUGUUUUCCUUGUUGCAAGUGUCUGUAUUCAUUGUGCAACCCCAUCAAAACAAAACCUACGCAAAAAACGUGCCUGGAUUGUGAAUACACUGUCUAUGGAAGAGGAGCAAAGUGGUCCUUUCCCAUAUAAACUGGCAGAUCUAAGUAUUGAGAUGAAUGUUAUCAGGGAAUACUCCAUUCACGGACAGGGUAUUGACAGAGAUCCCAAGGGAAUUCUGUCUAUUGACAAGACUGACGGUUCUAUUUACGUUCAUGGGAAAGUCGAUUAUGAGGAAUACAAGAAAUUAACAAUCACAUUUGAAGCUGACAAAAACCCAGACUCUAAGCUUGCUGUGGAUAUUGAGAUUCUGGAUGUUAACGACCACGCACCUUUUUUUAAUAAUCCAGUUUAUGAAACCACAAUAGAUGAAUCAACACCACAAGGUGAGCAUGUGGUCAUAAUACUUGCAACUGAUUUUGACCGGGAUGGCUCGGCAAAUUCAUUGUUCACUUUCAGAAUUGUGUCAGUCACUCCCACUCCCUCCAACGCUGAGUUCUUCAUUCAACAAACUGAAGGAGAUACAACAGGGAAAAUAUAUUUCAAGGGUUGUCUUAAUUAUGAGGAGGCCCAAAAAUACACUAUUCUGGUUGAAGCGAAGGAUCAUGGGGAGAAGGUGCAACUCUCAAGCAUGAGUACAGUGAUAGUGAAUGUUAUCGACAAAAACAACCAUCUUCCAGAAUUUGUAGGUAAAACGACUUGUGAGAAGGUCAAAGAGGGACAGUAUGGAGAACUUGUUUGUCGGCUGCAGGUGACAGAUAAAGAUAGCACAGGAUCUGCAGCUUGGAGGGCCAAAUACUCUCUGCAAGGUGAACAAGCACAGCACUUCAAGAUAAAAACCGAUCCUUUGACCAAUGAUGGAGUCAUAACUGUCACCGAGCCACUGGAUUAUGAAGAAAGGUCCAGCUUGAAACUGACAGUCAGUGUGGAGAAUGAAGAGCCUUUCUUCUACUGUAGAGUCAACGGGCGUCCCAAAAAUGGACUGUGGAAUAUAGAAAACUCCAGAGGCAGGUCCAGUUCCACAUCGGUAUCUCUUCCAAUCAACGUUAUUGUGGAAGAUGUCAAUGACCCUCCGGUAUUCAUAGAGAACAUUAAACAUGUGAGUGUUAUGGAGAACAUGGAAAUUGGACACAGCCUGUGGAUGUUCAAAGCUGAGGACCAAGAUCACCAUAAUUCAAAUUCAGUAAUGUUCAUCAGAGGAGAAGAUGUAGAUAAUUGGGUAACUGUAGAUUCACAAACAGGUCUUGUAUCUACAGCUAAAGUUUUAGACCGGGAAUCACCCUACGUAAAGGGCAAUACUUACACUGUCGUCUUAUAUGCUGUUGAUAAUGGUACACCACCAAUGACUGGUACUGGGACUUUAAUUAUCCAUCUGAGAGAUGAGAAUGAUAAUUCACCAAUGCUAGAGGUAGACAAACAGUACAUGUGCUUUUCUGAGAGGGCCAUUGAGAUUACAGCUGUUGACCCUGACCUGCAUCCGUACAGCGCGCCAUUCCGCUUCGAGCUAAUGGGAGAUGUUGAUGGAAAAUGGAAGCUUAAUUCCAACUAUGGCACAACUGUGACAUUGUUCAAAGAGGGCAUUGUACAAGUGGGCAGUCAUGAACUCACCCUGAAGAUCUCUGACAGCCAGGGCCAGUUUUCUCUCCAGACCCUCUCAGUUCAUGUUUGUGAGUGUACCAUUACUGCAGAGUGUGUUGCAAUGCAGCUAAACGUCACUGCCAUCAUUGUCAUAGUCAUCAGCAUCUUAAUAUUACUGGGUAUCUUGCUGAUGGGUUGUCUGAUCAGACAUAAGCUGAAGAAACCUAGAAUGAUACAGCUGGAGGGAUCUUCACAAUCUCUUAUUCCAUACAACACAGAAGUCUGUGGAACUGACUGCACGAUACCAUUCAUUUACUCAGAUUGCAUGCUGACAAAGGCAUCUUCAAGUGAUGUCACUUUUUCUGAUUGCAUGUACACAGACAUUGGAAAUGUUAAGGGCUGUUCCGAUGAACAUGGUGUUUUUGAGCCCUGUCCAUACCUUGAGGCUGAUGUUCAGACUGAUGUCUUCUGUAAUCGAGACAGCAGCAUUACUUCAGUUAAACUCCAAGAGCCAGAGCUGGGAUUCAAUGGCUUUACAGCGAUUGCACUUCCAAACAUAAAAUAUAUGCCACUGAAUAUACUGUGAAAGAUGAAGGACACCAAAAGAUGAAAAUCUGCAACUUAAUGAAGGUCACAAUAAAGUGCUAUAGAUUCA
Messenger RNA from Myxocyprinus asiaticus (Chinese sucker), 2421 nucleotides. Its product is annotated as cadherin-like protein 26. The record is from RefSeq and is a predicted model, not a curated record. Lineage: Eukaryota; Metazoa; Chordata; Actinopteri; Cypriniformes; Catostomidae. Gene Ontology annotation, biological process: cell morphogenesis; homophilic cell-cell adhesion; multicellular organism development. Gene Ontology annotation, molecular function: calcium ion binding; cadherin binding. The transcript is spliced from 14 exons. Gene Ontology annotation, cellular component: adherens junction; catenin complex; plasma membrane. Bases 136 to 2352 code for a protein of 738 amino acids.